This is a messenger RNA of Linum trigynum, 3773 nucleotides long. NCBI's taxonomy places the organism in Eukaryota, Viridiplantae, Streptophyta, Magnoliopsida, Malpighiales, Linaceae. The record is from the annotation of a GenBank genome assembly.
GUCUAGAGCGGGGCGGGGCAGGGCGGGUCGGAAGUAGAUACCCAUGCCCCGCCCCACGCUACUGCGGGUCGGGUAAUACCCUCCCCAUCGCGGGUCGGGUAAUACCCGCAGGGCGGGUUGAAAUUGCCAUCACUAAUUCACUAUAGCCAGCCCUUAGAACACUUAAACUAUCUAGACACCAGCCCAACGCUCACCUAGCACCUAGCACUUUCUUGAACUUAGCUUUUUAUCAUUUGAUGUGUGCCAACCUGAAGUCCCCCAAUAGCCGUUGAAUCCUACAAAACAAAGAAAUUAGAAAGUAGAAACACAUCAUUAAAGCAUUGCCACAAAAUAUGGAUAUUGAAAUACUGUCUCUCCCUCUACAUAAUUGAUACCUCCUCCAAAUAAAAUAAGUGUCAGUUUCAUUCAAAUAUGUUAGAAAUAAGCAUCCGUCAUUUCGAAUUUCAUCUUAUUAGACCCCAUCAACUCUAUAUUAACUUGAUUGACUCCAUUACAGUCGUUUAACACAUUCGACUUCGUUGUCUUGUCGAAUCGAAAGCCGAGUUGAGUCACGCACAACAGCUCCUAAAACCAAAAAGAGAGCCCAAGGUUAGGAGGUUCUUCUGCUACUACAUCCGUUUUUGAAGUACGUGAGUCCAACACAUGAUUCAAUUUAAAGUCGGAAGUCACCAAAAUUUUAACAGUAGACUCCCGACUUCACACGGACUCUCCCCAAGAGAAAAAACAAAUUCUCCACUUGGCCGGAGGCCGGGAAAGUGACAACAGUCUCUGUUUUUUAAAAGAGAUUCAUGAGACAGCCCAUUAGCUCCCGCCUUUUCCUCUCUUCGCUUGUCUUCUUCCCUUCUGCAGGUUGGUAGCUAACCCACAUCUCUCCCUCUUCCCAAUUUGGUGAUGAAACCAAACCCCAAAUUUAACAGCUUUCGGGACAUUUCUUCCUUCUCCACUUCCACGGUCACAAAAAAUGGCAGAACAACUUUCAAACCCCCUGAGUUCCCCUGAUUUUUCUAGCGCAGUCCUAGUUAAGCAAAAUCCUUUUCUUUGGCUGAACAUGCCGAUGGAGAUACUAUCUGUUUGGUAUUUAUACACACUCCCACUACCCCAUUUUCUCCAGGCAAUCCCAGUCCUAGCUCUCCAACUCUCCCUGUUUCCUGUAACCUGAAAGAAAAAACAGAGCAUAGUCGCAAGAUGAAGCUUUACCUUGGAAUUGCUAUAAUCCUAGCUCUCCUUGCCCUGUCCAACUUGAACCAAACCCUUGGCCAUGGAAAGAAAUCUUCGCAUCAAUUAAAGAAGGAGCUGCUCCAUAAAGCCCACUUGAAAAAAGCUCUGCUUUAUAAGAAGCACCACCAGAAGAGCCAGGGCGUGGAAGGGAACUGGGUUCACGCUCACGCCACUUUCUACGGAGGCGGCGAUGCCUCUGGCACAAUGGGGGGAGCUUGCGGCUACGGAAACCUUUACAGCCAAGGCUACGGCGUGAAGACGGCGGCACUAAGCACAGCUCUGUUCAACAAUGGCAGAGCGUGCGGCUCCUGCUACGAGAUCACCUGCGUGGAAGACGCCCAGUGGUGCAUCCGCGGCGCGAUCACAAUCACGGUGACGAACCUUUGCCCGCCAAACUUCGACGAGCCGAAUGACAACGGCGGCUGGUGCAACCCUCCGCUGGAGCAUUUCGACCUCUCGCAGCCGAUUUUUCUCCACAUCGCGCAGUACAAGGCCGGGAUCGUGCCGGUGAAGUACAGGCGGGUGGCGUGCAAAAGAAAGGGAGGGAUGAGGUUCACGAUCACCGGGAGCGGGUCCUUCAAUUUGAUCCUGGUGAGUAACGUCGGCGGUAGCGGUGACGUGGUGUCGACGGCGGUGAAGGGGGCGACGGGCGGGUGGAUUCCGAUGACGAGGAAUUGGGGCCAGAAUUGGCAGGCCAACACCGUUCUUCUCGGGCAGGAGUUGUCGUUCAAAGUCACCAUCGGCGACGGGCGGUCGCUGGUUUCGCAUAACGUCGUUCCGGCGAGUUGGGGUUUCGGCCAGACGUUCUCCGGAAGUCAGUUUUGACAAAAGUAAAUACGCGCAAUUGGAGUCCAUUACGGGUCGCUAAACUUUGAGCUUGAGGAUAACCGGAAAAUCAAUUACAAAAAGAAAAUUCGAGUAAUUUCGUGGUUGUUGUCUAAUUAUAGUAGUAUUAUUAUAUGUAAAGUAUAUAAAUAACGUUUUUUUAGAGUUGUAUAAGAUCUCGUAUAACUUUCUUCCAAUAACUCGAAUUAUUGUAAUCAUAUGACAGUUUUCACUAUAUGAUGUGUUGUGGUUGAUUCCAACCUCGGGUUUAUAUUGGAGUUUAAGAUGUUAAUGUGUUUCUUAAUUAAGCUAUUGAGUAUUGACCAAUAGCAAUGUACUAGCUUAUUACCCGGCCCGUUGGCCGGAUUACUGUAUGUUACCCACUUGUGGAAUGGGAGAGAAAGCAAGUGAGAGUGAAGGGAUUGUGAUUCCACUUGAUUAGGACCGACCCACUAAUCUGAUUCUUCCCGACCCGCCCCAACCUAAAGGGUCAGAAAGAGUCAAUAAGAAAAUACGAACAGAGAGAAUUAGUAAUAUAUCUUGACUCUUCAGAAGUGGGUCAAACAGGAUCAAUGUUGGGUGAGGGCAAUUUUUAGCGCUAAGCAGAGUUCUGGGUUGAAUAACUUUACUUAGUCCUAGAAAUUGGUGCUGAUGCAGACUGCAGUUUUUAUCAUACCAUCAUCAAUCAUCGUUGAAUUAGUCCUAGGCAUCCCUCCCCGUUGUCGGUCUGAAUUUUAAUGAUGGCUUCAUUCCUUGCACCAGCCAUAUCGGCGAGUUGUCAUCUCGAGCAUGAUUUUCCUAUGUACAAAUGAUACAAUUAGAGUAUGAAACUGAUAUCAAAGAAAAGGAAAAGAGAAUUCUAUCACAUGCCAAUAAAUACACACAUAAUAGUUGAAGCUAAGUGAAAGUCAUUACUCGCACAUCAAUUCUCAAAAAUUACAGACUAAACAAUGGCUAGAAUGGCACUGAAACUACCAAAAAUCAUGGACGAAACAACUUGUCAAAUUAAAUAAUCAUUAUAAUGAAACUACCUUCUAACUUGAAAUAAUACAUGAUCACAGUUCAUAGCACUCUUAUCACUAUGAAUUGGUUGCAGCUCGUCCUUAUCACUACCUCCCAAGCUCAAUUCAAACAGAAUAGACACAGUUAUGUAAGAUAACCAUAUCCUUACUGAUCAUAAUUCCUUUCUUCACUCCAUUUUUGUCGGAGAAAAGAGUUAUCCCCCUCUCAUGCAUUUCCCUUUCCCCCUCUCUUCUCCCUCUUCUUCACAAACCGAUCCCUAAACCAGCAACAACAACACAAAAAUAGCCUUCGCCUCUGCCAUCUCCAUCUAUUGAACGCGUUGGUGGCAAGACAGGACUGUAGAAGCAAAAUUUUCUAAAAUCAAACUAAAUUUUUUGAAGGAUACUCAACCACGAAAAAAGAGUAAAGCAACAAUGCUAAUAGUUCAGAUGGUUGGUUUUGAUGUUAUACGUUGCUUUUGUUCUGGUCUCCAGUGUAUCAACUGCAACAGAGAUGUUUCCUCCAAUCAUCUUUAGUGCACGAUUCAGAAGUAAGUCCUCUUGUUUGUGUCAAACGGAAACAUUCAUGGGUUCUUAACUCCCCUGUUAGUGUAAAUGCAGCAGCAGCAAAGAAGUUUGACAACACAGCAAGCACCCAGGCAAAAUGAUACAAUGCAGUAGGUGAUAUGUGUCUCGAAGGUUUUGAGUUACUAAAGUUCAUGUUAAAAA